This is a messenger RNA of Strigops habroptila (Kakapo), 2406 nucleotides long. RefSeq names its product NOBOX oogenesis homeobox (gene NOBOX). The record is from RefSeq and is a predicted model, not a curated record. Lineage: Eukaryota; Metazoa; Chordata; Aves; Psittaciformes; Psittacidae. The transcript has 9 exons. Gene Ontology annotation, biological process: regulation of transcription by RNA polymerase II. Gene Ontology annotation, molecular function: DNA-binding transcription factor activity, RNA polymerase II-specific; RNA polymerase II cis-regulatory region sequence-specific DNA binding.
AUGGACGGGGUGGACGAAGAGCGGGCGCCCGAAGGGUUGGAGCGGAAGGAUGAGGAGGAGGAUGCAUCACUGAAUAGUAAGCACUUCGUAGUACAUGCUGAUGCUGUUGGUGGGCAUGGUACAGGGAGCAGUAUGCUAUCUGUGUUCCAAAGCACAGCUAUAAAGGAAGUUGAGGAUACCCUGGGAACAGAAGAUGGGAUCAGCCUUAUAAAGAAGGUGGAAGAUGGAAGAUACUGCACCCUGCAGGCAACUGGGUCAGUUUCCCAAGAGUCAGCGGCCCUUGAUGGCCAGCUUGACAUUGCCUCAGUAUGUGGGAGGCUGUCAAAUUUCCUCGGUGAUACAAAGGCUGUGCCCCCACUUUCUGUGGCUGAAUUUGCACAGGAACCCACAGCACAAUCAGGGUCCCCUGAGCAGUGUCAGAGCUACUGCUCUGAUGGGAUUGAAAAGGAGGCAAAGAAGAAGAAAAGUAACAGAAGCGGGAUGUGCUCCGAUAAAGCACCUGGUGGAAUCCCUGGAGACCUCUGCAGGCAGGAUGUGUGUGGCCCAGCUACUCGCCGAUCAUCCAAAUGUACUUCAGCCAGCAUUGCAGCUCAGCAAUCCUACAAUGUGUCUUUGGUCCUGGAAUAUGGAAGUAGCCAUGAUGGGACCAAGGGAAAAAAAGAGUUACCUGAGAAUCCAGCAAUUCUGCCACCAGUCAAGAAGAAGUUACGCACCUUCUAUAACGCAGAGCAGUUAGAAGAGUUGGAGAAGAUGUUCCACGAAGACCACUACCCCGACAAUGAGAAGAGGAAGGAGAUUGCAGCUGUGGUUGGUGUAACACCACAGCGUAUCAUGGUCUGGUUUCAGAAUCGCAGAGCAAAGUGGCGGAAAUCAGAGAAGUUGAGUGUGAAAAGCAACAAAAAACAUCCAACAUCCUCAGCUCUGUAAGUCCCCCUUGGGUCAGACGGUUAUGGGGCACCUCUUCUGCCCAUGCCUCCAUUGCCUGACAUUGCUCAUGACCAAUCUGCCGUGCUGGGUGUUGACGCUACAGGUCGGAACUACUCCAGCUUGCUCAGUGGACAUCCUGCACCACUUGCCUCCUCCUCAGUCUCAUCAGUGGCAGGAAUGGUGACAUCUUGUGAAGCAAUUCAGACAAAGGCAUUGCCACAGCUCAACUUCAGUUCCAGCAGAAUGGAGUGCUUCCCUAGUCUUCCCAGCCCUCCACCCAUCCGCAGGGCCAGCCUGCCUCUCAGUCUGUCCUUCAACUCGCACAGUCACAUUGUUCCCUUGAUGCUGGACACUCCCAACAGUGAAUGCUGCUUUUCCAGUCAGGAAAAUGGCUCCAGGGAGGCCUUCACUUACAGCAUCCAGAAUGAAGGCUUGACUUCACCAGUUCCCUGCAAUUAUCCUGAGGAGCUGGAGUCUGCAGACAACCUAGAGAACACAUACUGUCCAUACAGCAGCCAGGAUGGAAUUUACCAGCUGCCCCAAUAUCCCCAGCAGCACCAGCUCUCCCAGUUCCACCAUCUGCCAGCUCACCUGGCCAGCAACGUGCUUUCCAGUGUCCACCUCAGUCCUACAACAGCCACUGAGUCCCAUACAGCUUUCCUUGCCUUACCUGGUAACAGUGGAGUUGUAACCCAUGAGGCAUCAGGAGCGACACAAGCAUACGUACAAAGUCACACUGGGGGACAGCUCUUGUUACAGCAGCCAAGCGGAAACUCCGCAGGCGUCCCCACCUAUCCAGCUGUCCCCUGGAAUGAUUUCUACAUGCAGGGAGGUCCAUUCUCAAAUCAGUUUUGCUCACGAAUGCUAUCUUCUAGCACAGCAGGACAGUACUUCACCGAGCAGAUUUCCUAUGCUCAGCCAUCUUGCCUGCCCUCCUCCCCCUGUUUUCAAGUGCCCAAUGGAACAACACUGGGAUCCAUGCCACAUGCUGAAAAACAAAAGGCAGCGACACCACCAGACCAGAGUUCAUACCAGAACCACCAAACAGAGCCAGAGAUGACAUCUCUUCCUGAAAGAGAAGAAGUAGAGAGUAGCAGCAAGAAAGAAGAGACUGCUGUUGAAAUUAAAGAAGAAACUAAUGACUGACGCUGCACUGUGAGGGGGGAAAAAAGAAAAGGAAGAGGAAACGUUGCCAUUUUUUAAACUCUGCAAAACAAGAGUCAAAAAAGAAAAAAAAAAAAAGAUGAGAAUAACAGAACUGCAACAGAAGCAACAUUUUGUUUCUUUUUGGGGGUUGUGGUUUUUUUUUUCUCUUGUUGCCAUGAUUAUUUUCCUGCUGAGGAAAGAAGCAGGGAAAUUUCAGCCAAUAAAGGCUUCUGGCCUGUGUUUUUUUGCAAACCUCCUGACUUUAUUAUUCUUAAUGAAUGAAUUCUAAUCUUGAGAAGCACAGAGACAAGAAAAAGCUGAUACAGGCACCAC